Molecule: messenger RNA, 420 nt
Organism: Fonsecaea nubica
Lineage: Eukaryota; Fungi; Ascomycota; Eurotiomycetes; Chaetothyriales; Herpotrichiellaceae
Exons: 2
Coding region: 1-420 (139 amino acids)
Biological process (GO): mitochondrial translation
Cellular component (GO): mitochondrial large ribosomal subunit
Molecular function (GO): structural constituent of ribosome
Source: RefSeq, a predicted model, not a curated record
AUGGGUGUGCAAGGGCUCAAGACCGUGUCUACGGCACGGAACGGCUUAGGCGCCUACAUCCUGCAAUGCACGCGGCUGCACCUGACGUACUCGGACCACUGGGCCUCGUCGACGGGGCUCAAGUCGCUGCUCGCGUCGCCGGCCUUCUCGUCGCUCACGCACCGGUACCCGAGCGUCGAGUUCCGGAUCUCGCCGCGCCCGAACCGCCACCCGGUCAUCAAGGCGCAGUACUGCAACGGGCGGUCCAAGGCCAUCUGCGUGAAGAACAUGGCCCGCGAACAGGUCCUGGAGAAGGCCGAGUUCCUGCUCGGCAACUCGGGCGACAAGAACGUCGUGGUCAAGGGCAAAAAGGUCGUCAGCUCCAACGAGGGCGUCAGGGGCAUGUGGAGUCCUAUGCACGGAGGGAUCAAAAAGAUUUGA